AUGGCGACUGGACAGAAAAAGGAAACCUCUUAUGGCUGGUUCAAGUCUACCUAUCUCAUGAUCAUUGGAUUUUUCAGAUUACUCAAAUGUAUUUUAACAAUAAAGUACCACUACCCUACUAUCGAUAAUCCCUAUCAUAAUCCGAAAAUGAUGAAAUCUGAAUGUGAGAAAAAUCUGCAAGCUCAUGCCGCCGACGAAUGGGCAAUGCCAUUAAUGAAUGAAAAUCUUGGCGUAUGCUUUCUUCAGCCUAAGAAAUUAGAAGCUAGAAUAAACAUAGCUAAAGAAUUUAUUAAUCGUUUCCAAUUUCAAUUACCGUUUUUUAUCGAUUGUAUUGAAAAUGAAACGAUGAAAGCAUACGACGCUGUACCAGAAAGAUUAUAUGUAGUCGAUGACGGAAAAAUCGUUUAUUCAGGCGGUCCAGGUCCGUUUGCUUAUAGUGUAGAUGACAUGGAACAAUUUUUAGAGAAAUACGUUGUAGAAAAAUAG
Messenger RNA from Trichoplax adhaerens, 486 nucleotides. RefSeq lists its product as uncharacterized. The record is from RefSeq and is a predicted model, not a curated record. Bases 1 to 486 code for a protein of 161 amino acids. Lineage: Eukaryota; Metazoa; Placozoa; Uniplacotomia; Trichoplacea; Trichoplacidae. The transcript is spliced from 2 exons. Gene Ontology annotation, molecular function: thyroxine 5'-deiodinase activity.